AGCUGUAGAUAUGAGCUCAUCUGAAAAUUUGGAGAAUAAAACCCCCUCAGAAUGCAUAUAAAUAUGCCAAUUGGCUAUGUGAGGAGUAACAUACUUGGGCACGUGCUGUUAUAGGAAAAUAAUCAGUGACAAGGUGGUGUGACGUAGCGCAAUGAGAAUCGGAGUUACUGUUACUACCUUGAUCUUGAUUAUUUCAUAUUGUAUCUUAUAUAAGUAUGCAGUGUUUUAUUCCUUUUUAAUUUUAAAUUUAUUAAUAAAAAAACUGACUUUUUAUCCAUUUAUAGUUACAUUUAAUGUCGUGGAACAUCCGCAAAACAAGUUAGUUUGUGUUAUUGUUUUCAUCAUAGCAGGUUCUCUCACUAGACUCUUUUUUUUCACUCUCUUGUAGUUAUAAAUAACAGAUAAAACACAGUAGUCGUGUUACUAAGGAAACCGGGAGCAUCACAGUCCUCUGUCCUGAUGACUUGAUUGACAGAUCCCUGAUUGUUAUGAGUUAUUACAUUCCAGAAAUUUUACAUAAGCUUCUCCUUACAGAAAGCUUCACCAUAUUAAAAUACAUUUCUCUUAGUUAAAUAAGUUUUUUUUUUUUUUUUUUUUUUUUUAAUCCAUCUGCCAUACAAGCUCUUGUGAAUUAGUUGUUAUUAUAGUAAUAAUUAAGUAGUAUAAGGUAAGAAUUAGUGCAUUGAUAUAAAGGGAUUUGUCUUACAGCCAGAGCUACUAUCAGAACUGCGGGUACAGAAAUUUAAUCAACACCUUCUGACCAAUCAAAAAUCAAACACUUUGUCGCAUAAUGAAUAUAAAUUGAUUAAAUUUGCUAUUAUGGACAAUGUCUAUUGUCUAAAUGAAAGCAACUAAAGUAUUGGUGUAAUUUUGGUGUAAGUGGUGUAAAUGCCUUAAACCAGACUUAAGCCAUGAUGAAUAUUAUGUUAUAUGAUGCAAAGCUUUUGUGAAUCAGUGAUGAACUGGUGAUGAAACUGGUUUUGCACGUGUUGCAGUGUGACCUACCUGCACCUUCUGACAGGAGGAUGGGUACGACAGAAGCCACUCUCCGCAUGGAAAACUUGGAGGUGAAGGAUGAGUGGCAGGAUGAAGAUUUCCCACGGCCUCUGCCGGAGGACGGAGACCUUGAUUGCCUUACUGACAAUCGCACAUCUCCCCCUGGCUCUCUGCACAGAGGUCAUGGAGGCUCAGCAGCUCAGAGUAAGCGGAGGACACUCAUUGCCCCAGACAUAAAUCUGUCCUUGGACCGGAGCGAAGGGUCCCUCCUGUCCGACGACAUCCUGGACACUCCAGACGAUCUGGAUAUUAAUGUAGAAGACAUGGACACACCAGACGAAACAGACUCUUUAGAGUUCAUCACCAGCGGCAAUGAGUUGGAGUGGGAAGAUGAUGCCCUUGUGGCACGAGCUAAAGUGGGUCCGGGUGACAGCUCAGGUCAGGGGGGUGAGGAGGGAGAUGGGACUGCUCGCCUCUGGAGAACUGUGAUCAUUGGAGACCAGGAGCACCGGAUAGACAUGCAGGUCAUCAGACCAUAUUUGCGUGUGGUCACUCACGGAGGUUAUUAUGGAGAAGGUCUGAAUGCCAUCAUUGUGUUUGCAGCCUGCUACCUCCCGGACAGCGGCUGUGCCGACUACCAUUACAUCAUGGAGAACCUCUUCCUGUAUGUGAUCAGCAGUUUGGAGUUACUCGUAGCUGAGGACUAUAUGAUCAUAUACCUGAAUGGAGCAACUCCACGCAGGAGGAUGCCUGGCAUCAGCUGGCUCAAGAGAUGCUACCAGAUGAUUGAUAGAAGGUUAAGGAAGAAUCUCAAAUGUCUGAUUAUUGCACACCCAUCCUGGUUUAUUCGGACUGUUCUGGCCAUCUCACGCCCUUUCAUUAGUGUGAAGUUCCUGGAUAAGGUUCGCUAUGUACAGAGUCUGGAGGAGUUGGCUCAAAUCGUCCCUAUGGAGCAUGUGCAGAUCCCGGAGUGUGUGCUGCAAUAUGAUGAGGAGCGCCCCAAGGCCCAGACAGAAAGGUAAAACUGAGGCUUGUGGGUUGGCAUGCAGUCAGGUACUACUCGAGUGUCCUCUGGCCUUUACAAGAAUCUAGAAGCCCCUCACACACACACACACACAC
Ictalurus furcatus (blue catfish) is the source of this 2115-nucleotide messenger RNA. RefSeq names its product ATCAY kinesin light chain interacting caytaxin b (gene atcayb). Gene Ontology annotation, biological process: apoptotic process. Gene Ontology annotation, cellular component: cytoplasm. The record is from RefSeq and is a predicted model, not a curated record. The coding region runs from base 969 to 2018 and encodes 349 amino acids. The transcript has 9 exons. Lineage: Eukaryota; Metazoa; Chordata; Actinopteri; Siluriformes; Ictaluridae.